This is a messenger RNA of Prorocentrum cordatum, 2329 nucleotides long. NCBI's taxonomy places the organism in Eukaryota, Dinophyceae, Prorocentrales, Prorocentraceae. The record is from the annotation of a GenBank genome assembly.
AUGGCCGUGGCGGCGGUGCUCGUGGCGGGGGCCCUGCCGGCCGCGGCCGCGGCGGCGCUGCAGCUGGCCAGCGAGGCCAGAGGCCGGCAGGAGCGCUGGGAGCGGAAGGUCGCCAGAGCACCCGGCACCCGGCGCGGGCGGCUGUCCGGCGGCGGCUUCCGCGGCGGGCGCUACUACUCGGCAGCGGCGCCCGCCGGUGCCGCCCACGCGCCCGCGGCGCCGGCGGCCCCGAGGCCCCUGGCGCGCCCGCCGAGGGGUGCCGGGCAGACCCCGGCCGCCGCUGGGCGGCCAGCGGAGCGGGGCGGCGCGUGCGGCGAGGAGGAGCCUUCGCCGCUGGCGCAGAGGCUCCGCCGCCUGUCGAGCAGCACAGUCGGCGAGGAGCCCCCCCCUCUGGCCGGCCCGCCCGCCGCGCCAGCCGGUGGCGGCGCGGGGCUGUUGAGGUCACUCGACGCGGACGACGACGACGAUGACCUCGAUCAGUGCGACGCCGUCUCGGAUUCAGGAAUGUCGUGGACGACGGAGUCCUCCACGGCGUCGUCGGUGUACUGCGACGGCGGGCGGCUGCGGAAGAGGUUCACGGCCUCGUCCGCGGCGUCGGAGUCGGGCUGCUCCUCGGCCUCGGGCAAGUCCAUGGUGUCCAGGGCGCCGUCCUUCUCCUCCAUCGCGGAGGGCCAGGAGGAGUAUUUGGGGGGGCCCAGGUACGGGCACAGCAUGACGGUGGUGCAGUGGCAGUCUUCCUUGGCCGCCCUCCUUCAGAACGAGAGGAUGGCGGCGCUAUUGGCACGCGUGCAAGCCCGCGAGGCGGCAGCAAAGGAUACCAACGCCUCGUCCACAGGCGCCGAGCUUGUGAAGCAGCUGGCGCGCAUGCCGCGGGAGGUGCUGAUGUCGCCGCCGAGGGGCGAGGAGCGCACCGCCCACGAGGUACCGGCGCAUGAUGAUCUCAAGCUGGUGAAGGAGCUCGGCAUAUCCGGCAUUUGCAUUGUGGGUGGUGCCAUCCUCUGCAUGCUGAAGAAGUUCCCUGCGCUGAUGACGCCAGGCCUCCUGAUUAUCUUCUUCGGCGCCCAAACUGGUAUGAACAUGUACAUGAAGGCCGUCUUUUCGUCCGCCACCGUCCUCGAUCCAGCGCCCGCAGAGUACUGUACAGACGUUGAAGGCCACUGUGCCUGGAUGGGCUUCCAGGCAUCAUUCUUCGUCACCGGGAUACAGCAGUUUGGUGGGUUCAUCAUCUUCUGGAUCUUUUUCCUCCCCGCGCAGGCGCUCGGCUUCAACAAGCUGGGCGACAAAGAGAUCACGAUCAAGAAGCUGACCUCCAAGAACGAGGUCAUCGCGGUGCUGUGCUUCGCGGGGAGCUUCACGAUGAACAUCGCCCUGAACAACAUGUCCAUGGCGCUGAUCCCCCUGACGCUGAACCUCAUCAUCCGCUCGUGCCUGCCGCUGUCGACCUUCGCCGCGCAGUGGCUCCUCACGAAGUACACCACCGGCGAGGGCAAGCCGUGCAAGCCCAUCGAGAUCGGGUUGAUGAUGCUGGGCGCGGCGAUGAUGUGCGUGUGCGUCUGGGCCAAGAUUGCCGCCGAGGCCGAGGGGGAGUCCCACAAGAAGGCGGGAGCCGGCGAGUCUGCGAAGACCGUGAUCGGCGUCAUAUACUGCGUGGUGCUCAGAGUGUCCCUGUUCUCGGGGAGCGUCAACCUCGCGCUCGCCGGGAUCCUGAAGACCUCCGUGAAGCUGGAUGGGUUCAACACCGUGGUCUCCGAAGAGCAGAAAUAGAUGACAAGCAAACAGACGCUAGGAGAUCCGCGUGGAUUUUCUGGGUUGGCGCUGGACUCUCCUGGCGAUUCCAGGGGCCUGUCCAGCGUCGAUCUAAGAAAUCCGCUUAGACCUCCGAGAGAUCAUCCCCCACCCGACAGGUCGGGGUUGUUCGAUUCCAAGAAUCAGGCGAUCCCGCCGCCGAUUGUUCCAUGGGAAAUCGCGGAUUCCCGCCGCCGAACGAGGCGGCACCGGCCGCAUUUUGGGGAGGGCACCUCCCCCGAUCCAUAGAUUAGGCGACCGCGCGCCAAAUCCAUGGAUCGCUACUCCAUGUUUGCGCGCCCCCGAAAGAGCUGAGGCUCCGAGCCGCCUCGCACACCCCGCGUACCGCGACCGCCAGGCCGAAAGCGUGGUGGUGCUCCCUGGGUGUCGCGCCUCGUGCCUUCGACGAGGCACAACCGCUUGCCGCGGCCGCCAGGCCUAGAGCGCGGCGAUGCUCCCCGGGGGUCCCGCCACUCGCUCUUGGGCGGGGACGGCUCAAAGCAACAUGUCCAGACCCCCGACGUCAUGCUUUCACAGCGUCGAC